AUGCCGGCACUGGGGUCAGAAGAUGACCUGCCAGAAGCCAUGCCAUUUGACAUUGGUAUGGCUAUGCUACAUCCUGCUGCAUCAACAUCUGUUUCUUCAAUCCCUUCCAUUUAUUUGCACCCCGAAUCAUCAGAUGACGGCGAAUUUGAUCCUUACGACCCUGUUAAUCUUGAGAGGGACCACCCUCAUACACCGUCUUUGCAGCUCAAUUCAACUGCGGAACAGUCUCGUGGGCCAUCGCCUGAUCCUCAGCCUGAGAGGCUCAUUCCACAGCCCUCCAUAUUUAGAAGUUCCCCGGAGAAUCCAGAUAGUACUCUCCAGCAAAGCUCCCACUCACGCGGUUCUGAGAGCCCUCCUUUGAAUAAUGAUGCAGAAUAUACUGUCCCUCGUACCCUGUUGCCUGCUACCCCUAUUGAUCCUUCACGAACUGCUUUGCCAAACACAAGUCCUGUAUCCCCACUUUCGUCAUUACAUCGAAACCGCGACGAGAAAUCCGAACAAGUUAACUCGAUUUCUGGACGUUUUGAAAACCCUCUUCAGCUGAACUCAGAAAACCAAACGGAGAAUCAUGGCAAGGUACCGUCAGCGCAAAGUAACCAGGAGCGUGUUUACCCUGUGGAAUCAACGCCUAACCAAAGCCUUGACACACAUGCGCCACUAGUCGACCAGAUGCUUCCUACACAAGAACCGAAUCCUAAUGUGAGAUCCACUAACUCCCAUGGACAUGAUUUCCGCAGCGAUGAUCAGAGCUCCCAAGUUAUUCCUGCUCAGCCCACUGGUGAACGUGGCCAGAAACUAAGACCAUCUUCGAAUGAGCGAGUUCGGGAUGCUCCCAGUUCUCGUUAUGCUCCUAGUACCCAUCAGACCAUAUCAACAUAUAGUUCUAGUCAGAUGCGAAAUGGCCCACCUCCCAAUCGUCAUGUUCCAAAACAUCUUGUGAUGCCAACACCCUUACAAAACAAUCCCAAUUUUACUCCCCCUCAAAAUCGACCACAGAUGAUAGCUCAACCAGUGUUACCUUCGCAAUUCGGUUCCGCGAAGGUCCAAGUUCAAGUACGAACGCAGCCGAGAGCACCGUACCUUCAACCCCCUUAUUCUCAAUCCCAGCAACUAUUUGCACCGGUGCAACCAGGUUCUACACCUACAUCUAACAAACUAAUAUCUUCCAGUAAAUUACGAAAGAAAGUCAGCACAAAGAUGAUAACUCCGACACCGGAUACCAAUUCACGACAUCCGAUAGUUACAACAGUUUCUUUUGCACCUCCCGUCAUUGGGUUUUCACAGUCUCCCUCUGCCGAAAGACCCAGCGGACGAUCAAAGAUUGACAAGAUACCCAAACGAGUUCUCAGCAAACGUAGAACGGACUUCUGA
Messenger RNA from Psilocybe cubensis, 1371 nucleotides. RefSeq lists its product as uncharacterized. The transcript has a single exon. Bases 1 to 1371 code for a protein of 456 amino acids. The record is from RefSeq and is a predicted model, not a curated record. Lineage: Eukaryota; Fungi; Basidiomycota; Agaricomycetes; Agaricales; Agrocybaceae.